AAAUGACAUCAGAUGUACCAUCAUUGGGUCCAUCCAUUGCCUCUGGAAAUCCAGGGCCUGGGAUUCAAGGUGGGGGUGCCAUUGUCCAGAGGGCUAUUAAGCGUCGACCAGGGCUGGAUUUUGAUGAUGAUGGAGAAGGGAACAGUAAAUUUUUGAGGUGUGAUGAUGAUCAGAUGUCAAAUGAUAAGGAGCGGUUUGCCAGGUCGGAUGAUGAGCAGAGCUCUGCGGAUAAAGAGAGACUUGCCAGGGAAAAUCAUAGUGAAAUUGAACGGCGGCGGAGGAACAAGAUGACAGCUUACAUCACAGAACUGUCAGACAUGGUACCGACCUGUAGUGCGCUGGCUCGAAAACCAGACAAGCUAACCAUCUUACGCAUGGCUGUUUCUCACAUGAAGUCGUUACGGGGAACGGGCAACACAUCCACUGAUGGUUCCUACAAGCCAUCUUUCCUCACUGAUCAGGAACUGAAACAUUUGAUUUUGGAGGCAGCAGAUGGCUUUCUGUUUAUUGUCUCAUGUGAGACAGGCCGGGUGGUGUAUGUCUCUGAUUCAGUGACUCCUGUUUUGAGCCAGCCACAGUCUGAAUGGUUUGGCAGCACACUAUAUGAUCAAGUGCACCCAGAUGAUGUGGAUAAACUUCGUGAACAACUUUCCACGUCAGAAAGUGCCUUGACAGGGCGUAUCCUGGACCUAAAAACUGGAACAGUGAAAAAGGAAGGUCAGCAGUCUUCCAUGAGGAUGUGUAUGGGUUCAAGGAGAUCAUUUAUUUGUCGAAUGAGGUGUGGUAAUAGCUCCGUGGACCCAGUCUCCAUGAACAGAUUGAGCUUUGUGAGAAAUAGAUGCAGGAAUGGACUUGGAUCUGUGAAGGAUGGAGAACCUCACUUUGUAGUUGUCCACUGCACAGGCUACAUCAAGGCCUGGCCUCCAGCAGGUGUUUCCCUCCCAGAUGAUGACCCAGAGGCUGGCCAGGGGAGCAAGUUUUGCCUGGUUGCCAUUGGCAGAUUGCAGGUAACUAGUUCUCCUAAUUGUACAGACAUGAGUAAUGUUUGUCAACCGACAGAGUUCAUCUCCCGCCACAACAUUGAGGGGAUAUUCACUUUUGUGGAUCACCGUUGUGUGGCCACUGUUGGCUACCAGCCACAGGAACUCUUAGGAAAGAAUAUUGUAGAAUUCUGUCAUCCUGAAGACCAGCAGCUUCUAAGAGACAGUUUCCAACAGGUGGUGAAGUUAAAAGGCCAGGUGCUGUCUGUCAUGUUCCGGUUUCGGUCUAAGACUCGAGAAUGGCUCUGGAUGAGGACGAGCUCCUUUACCUUCCAGAACCCUUACUCAGAUGAGAUUGAGUACAUCAUCUGUACCAAUACCAAUGUGAAGAAUUCUAGCCAGGAACCACGGCCUACACUGUCUAACACAGUCCAGAGGUCUCAGCUAGGUUCUACAGCUAAUUUACCCCUAGAGAUGGGCUCAGGGCAACUGGCACCCAGGCAGCAGCAACAGCAAACAGAAUUGGACAUGGUAUCAGGAAGAGAUGGAUUAGCCAGCUACAAUCAUUCCCAGGUUUCUGUUCAGCCUGUGGCAUCUACAGGGCCCGAGCAUAGCAAGACCCUUGAAAAGUCAGAUGUUCUAUUUGCCCAGGACAGAGAUCCCAGAUUUUCAGAAAUCUAUUCUAACAUCAAUGCAGAUCAGAGUAAAGGCAUCUCUUCCAGCACUGUCCCUGCUACCCAACAGCUAUUCUCCCAGGGCAACUCAUUCCCUCCUAACCCCCGGCCGGCCGAGAAUUUCAGGAAUAGUGGUCUGGCCCCUUCUGUAACCAUUGUCCAGCCAUCAUCUUCUGCAGGGCAGAUAUUGGCCCAGAUUUCCCGCCACUCCAACCCUUCCCAGGGAGCAGCCCCAACUUGGACCCCUAGUACUCGCUCAGGCUUCUCUGCCCAGCAGGUUGCUACACAGGCUACAGCCAAGACUCGUUCUUCUCAGUUUGGUGUAGGCAACUUCCAGACUCCGUCCUCCUUCAGCCCCAUGUCUCUUCCUGGUGCACCCACUGCAUCCCCUGGUGCUGCUACCUACCCUACUCUCACCAAUCGUGGAUCCAACUUUGCUCCUGAAGCUGGACAGACUGCAGGACAGUUCCAGACACGGACAGCAGAGGGCGUGGGUGUCUGGCCACAGUGGCAGGGGCAGCAGCCUCAUCAUCGGUCCAGUUCAAGUGAACAACAUGUUCAGCAGCCAUCAGCACAACAGCCUAGCCAGCCCGAGGUCUUCCAGGAAAUGCUGUCCAUGCUGGGAGACCAGAGCAACAGCUACAACAAUGAAGAAUUUCCUGAUCUAGCUAUGUUUCCCUCCUUUUCAGAAUAG
Molecule: messenger RNA, 2348 nt
Organism: Cavia porcellus (domestic guinea pig)
Lineage: Eukaryota; Metazoa; Chordata; Mammalia; Rodentia; Caviidae
Gene: Arnt
Product: aryl hydrocarbon receptor nuclear translocator
Biological process (GO): regulation of transcription by RNA polymerase II
Cellular component (GO): aryl hydrocarbon receptor complex; cytoplasm; nucleus
Molecular function (GO): protein dimerization activity; RNA polymerase II cis-regulatory region sequence-specific DNA binding; DNA-binding transcription factor activity, RNA polymerase II-specific
Source: RefSeq, marked provisional